AAAGAUGUCUGGAGCGCCGAUUCGAGCACAUCAGCGAAAAGUGAAAACUGUCAAAUUCUAUUUAAAUUCUUUGUAAUCAUAGAGUAAGUGUAAAGACAACGCUAACUCAAAGGGCCAAAGAGUUAAGAUGAAAAGGCAGAAACGUAAAACAGACGAGUGUAAGUAAAGAGUAGUUUAAACUUGUUUUCACGAGUCAUUGGAAUCUGGUGAGACAUGAAGUAGGACAUUUCAGUAUCGUUGAUAGCUGAUGAUCACAUGUGUAUGUGUUAGGACAAGAAGAAUGGUUGGUAAGAUUUCCGCACAGCCCCAUACAUUUGUUGUACAUGCAGUAAUCUCAUACUAUUUAGCCGUAUUGCACACAAAAUGAAUUUGCCAUUUCCAAAUCUCCCAGAAUACACCUUGUUUGUACUCCCAGGAUUUUAUAGUUGUACCAAGAGAAAUAGAAGAAAAUGCCCAUGAGAAAUUUUGGGAGGCAAACAAGGUGUAUUGUGUAUUGUGCAAGGGGCAAGUAGGGUCAAAAUAUGUAUUCUAAAAUGGUUCAUUCAGUUGAGGGUGCUCCGGAGUAAGAAUACGCAAAACUGUCAGGUAUAAAUCUCUUUUACUGUGAUUUUUUGACCACUUAAAUGUUACAUUAAUAUUAUAUAAAUUUUAAGCAGAUUUAUAGACAUUGCAAUGCAAUGAAUGCCAAAACAAACAAUUUCUAGAGUUUAUUCCAUUUAUUCUUAUAGAUCAUGCCCUAAAUGUAUGGGGAUGUGGGGAAAUUUUUCUGAACUGAGAAGUCGCCUUUCGCCAAUAAUGCUUCUUUAAAUAGAAGCAAAAGCUCUGAAUUUAAAGUAUUUGAUUUUUUUCAAGAGUAGAGAUACACAUGUAUUCAGUGCUCCUAUUAGUGUGAAUAUUUAUCUGCGAUUCAUCCUUUGAUAGUUUGCUGUGCUGUUGUAUUUUAGCCAGGGCUUGAUCAUACAUGUACUUUCCCCAAUAAUUUAUUUUGGCAAGGCUUGGAUCCAGAUCAGUUUUUGUUUCUAGAGGGCAAAUCAACUUUAACCCAGCUGAUGAAUUGUUACAAUGUACAGAGACUUGGUUGUACCAUCUAGAAACAAAUCAACACCUACUGAUGUUGCCUUUUUAUUAUAAACCUUUUGAUUCAGUCCCCCACCAACGUUUACUUCUUAAGUCAAAAAGUUAUGGAAUUGAAGGUGGUCUGCAGGAGUGGUUUUAGAAAUUUCUUUACUAAUCGUCAGCAGCAUGUGUUUGUGUGCAGCACUUAUUCUUCACAGUCUCCCAUCCGGAAUACUUCAGGGAACAAUUUUAGGGCAACUCUUUUGUUCCUCACAUAUUUUUUUGUUUGUUUCUUUUUUUCUUUUCUUUUCUUUUCUUUUCUUUUAUCUUAUAUAUUUAUAUGCAUUUGUAUUGUUAAAAGUUGUUGGUUUUUUCAUGUAUGAUAAUGUUAUGUCAUCCAACAUAUCCUCAUCUCUUAAAAUGUAUGCUGAUAACACAAAAGUGUACAGAGAGCCGUCCAACUUGGAAACUAAUACACGUACCCUUCAAUUUGAUAUCAACCCUUUAAAUGGUGAGGUAACUCUGUGGAUUAACUCUGGGGUUUAUAUCUGGAAAAUGGAAAACAAUAUCCUCCUAUACAAUGGAACUGGAACUAAAGUCUGUCAAACGUGCAAAAGGUCUUGGCGUCCUGAUUUGUCUGACUUAUCAUACACACUUACGAUGUAAAAUUAACAUGAAAGUGAAGCCUAAAGGCAACCAGAUUUCCCACAAACUUCAAAAAAAGUAAAUAGGGUGGCUAAAGCAAGAAUGAGUUCUGAUUUAGAGAUUAAAAUUAACCCCAAAAGAUAUUCCUCGAGCAGUUAUAGUAAAUGAAUGACAAUGAAAAGUGGACAGUGGAGAAACUAACCUUUGGCAAGGAUCCUUUGGAAACACAUGAAACAUCAAGUCUUUCUAUUAUCGGAAUUAUUAUGAGAAAGCGCAGCAGUGCAGCAUUUGUAAGAACUAUUUUUGGUCCUAGUUGUAGGAUGGGCUUCUGCCAUUUUUUAUGCGAUGUGGCCCUUAGGCCUUGCUUUCAUGCUUACGUCAUAAGUGUGUAUUAUGUUGAUGCCGUGGUAAACCAGGCAAACAUGUAUGUUGUUAUGUUAUGUUAUUUCUUUACUUUCCUACUGCAGCUUCAAAAUCAUCAAAAAAAGCAAAGAAAAGUAAGGUGUGUAUGCACAGAAUAAUUAUUUUUACAUUUCACAUUGUGCUAAUAAUUAUUAUUUUUGUUUAUUUGUUAAAAUUAUUAUACAAUUAUUCUUAAGGAUUGCUUUAUGGGUUAAGAAUGUGGUCCGGAUCCUGUCUUGGAUGGAGUCUAUCAGGUUUUUGAACAGGUGUAAAAGUUACAACUGCAGCUGAUAUGAGCAAUGAAAUGCAGAAUGUUAUGUUAGUGGUGAAAUCCCUAACUCACCAUGACAUUAAGACCCUUCCUUUAAAAUCUAAGACUCUGUGGCAAGUAAAUUAUGACUUUGGGGCAGAGAAACACCACCACUGGUGUUUCAGGGAUUUCAAGAUCUAAGACAUUUUCUGACACCCACAGUUUUGUAGAUACUACAUGUAUACCCCUACGUUCAGUUCCAUGGUGUUUUGGUUCUGCUGUGAAUACACUUUGAAUAAUGUAUUUUUAAAAGGGAAUCCUGUCAUUUUUAGGUGGAAGAAGAAGAAGAUUUUGGAGACAAUGAAUCUGUAGCUGAUGAUGGUGAGUAAAUUGUAUAAUAAGUGGUUUAGAACUGAGUAACAUACUGAAGAAGAAAGGGCUGCAUACGUUGAACAAACACUCUUACAGCAUCGUUCAGUCUCGCUUGCUUGGAGAUUAGAUUGAGAGAUGAGGAGGCGAUUAAUUCUACACAAAACAGAAUUUACUGGCUUAAGGUUUUUUAUUUACUUCCUACUUGAGCAAUGUCGAGUAUUCUUCAGGAUAUUUACUUUUUAUUUAUUUCUGAAUUGAUUUAGUAUGCAUUUUAGCGACAACCCCAAAUACGUGUGCGGUCGCAGGCUAUAUGCGUGUAUAAAUACACGAAAAUUCAAGGGCCUCGAUUACAUCAUUGCCAGACAUCAAAAAAGUGAUUUACAUGGUACGUCAUUUCAGUCAUCACCAAAAAUAAACUGCGUGUUCAUCACAAGACCAUUUACAUACAAUGACAUUUUACGACACCCGACCAUCGCAGAUUUGCUAAUUAAGGUUCUUAUUUUUUUUCGACCACUCAGUAUUUUUCACUUGUUCCAAAGUAAUCAACGUUUUCAAAAAAUAGAAUUCAUGGAACGACACAUCACAGAAAAUCUCUAAAUUUAAUCUUACCUAAGCUUUCUUUGCAAAACAUGCAUGGCUUCGGUCAUGCAACAUUUGGAACAAUGACCCCCCUUUUGUGUUAUAAAUACGGGGAAAAACGGGUUGCAGAGUCUCGCUGCUUGCCCAAGGGAGACUUACUAUUAUUGGCUUUACAUGUAGCCAUUCUUUUAAUCCGGGCUUCUAUAUUUCUCAUAGUCGUGGAGCCACGAAUUUCAGGUAAAUCUGCAAAAUCACACAAAAUUCACAAAAACACGCAAAAUACUAAAAUUUGGUAGAAAUCUUAUCAAAUACACAUGUCUAUACAACAUAUUUGAAACUUAUCUCAGCUAUUGGGCCUAUUUACUUGCCGUAAACUUGCAAAUUUACAUGUAUCUUUAAACUUUGUCACUGAAACGUGCAAACAGCUUUUCAAAACUACCAGGCAUAUUAUCUUGCGAAAACUGGGCACUAGCCACGAUGCUAAAGGCUUUGCCAUUUCUUCAUUUCUGGAGCGUAUUGUUGUUGAAAGUCGGUUAGAGCAAAUGAUGACCUCUGUUAGAAAAACGUUAAAAGCCCUGGCCCUGCGAAGUUUGCCCCCGAAAAUUUGUGCAAAAUUCCCACAAAAUCACCCAAUUUCUCUGCAAAUUUGUCCCUAAAAAUCCCGCGAAAUUUGACUUUUUUUGCUGCGACCUAUCAGAAGCCCUGAUUAAUGCCAUGGGUCUUUUGGAGUUUUGUCUUAAUAAAUUUUACCUCUACUGAGUGAUCAUGAAGGACUCAAUUUGCAUUUAGGGACCGUUCAUUAUUUAUCGGAGGGGGAGGGGAUGGGUGAGAAAUUAACAAGUCUUCUUUUUUUCCCAUGACCCCCCCUAAGAAAAACUGGAUUUUUCAUGCAGGUCUCCCCUAUUCUAUUAGGGGAGCAUUUCAAUCCCCCCCUCAGCUUACUCACACUCACUAAACAGUUUUACUGAACAAAUGCAUACCGUUUUUUUCUGAGGAUGCAGUGAUGUAGCGGUUUAAUAGCAUUUUGGACUUCAGAUCUAAAUGUCACUGGCUUGAAGGCACAUCACUGCCAUGGUGUUUAAUUUCUUGUUUGUUUUACAAAGACAAGAAACUUUCUCCCAAGGUGUCUUUCCACCCAGUAGAGCAAAUAAUUAAUGGCAAUCUUCCCUCCUACAAGGAGUAGCAAUAUGUCAGUUGCUUGAAUCAUGAUACAGAAAGAAGCUUAUAAGCUCCAUUCAAGUGGGCCUCCAGUGGCUUGCAUGAGAUUUACUGUAUUUUUUUUUUAAAGAAAAGCAUUCUUCCAGGAGCCUACCACUCUCCCACUGCGUGUGGUGGUCAUAAGCUGUAGCUCGUCACUGGACAUGUCAUCCGAGCUGCCUAACUCCACUCUAACUUCAUCCUCAUCCUUGUAAUUAUAAAUCAUACCCUGUGACUGCACCACAAUACUGUGUAAGACUGUACUCUAAGAAGAAUCAUAGGGAUCCCAAAGGCUGUCAGCCCUAAAAUCUGGGGUACCCAGCUCUUAUUAGCACACUAAAAUAUAUCUUGUUGUUUUUUAUUAAAGACUUUGUUUCUUUAAAAUUUUAAGGGCCCCCCUCAAUAACAAGUAAUCUACCCCAGGACCCCCUCUUUUGCAGUGGCUAAAACUUUGAGUCCCCCCAUUUUCUCACCCAUCCCUCCCCACUCGGAUAAAUAAUGAACAGUCCCUUAUCCUUGUGAAGCUGAUGUUGAUAAAUUCAUUUCAUAUUGCAUAUUUUUAAUACAUAUUUAAGAAUAAAGUGUGACAGUAAGACAAAAAAGAAGGAGAUGAGACAAAGAAGUAGGAGUCAUUACAACAGGAUAUUUGUGGCCGGUCACCCAACCAGUAAUUUAUAAGCCACACCUGACAGUGCCCAACAAAUUUUUCAAGGGUUUGCAAGACACUUGUUUCUAAGCCAUUAACUUAUUGCUGAAGAUCCGUUUAAAGUAAAUGUAAAUCCUUAACUCACUAGGUUGGUCAGCAGUAGCAGAAAGAGCCUAGAAGCAUUGCUUCCAUCCCCCUACCUCCACCCUUUAAAUAUUCCUCUUCCCACCCAAAGGAAAAUGCAAGAACGUUCCUUACAUUUUUACCGAUUACAUUAUCUCUAAUGCCUGGUUUGCAUAUGAUCGUCCAGAUCGCCCCAAUCAAUUAAAAAAAUUUCAAGACUGGCUGGACAGUUGGUAGUUUCCAUAUAACCAUCUUGAUGACCUCAAAGACAAGAGAUGCGUGGUCAUCAGCGAUAUUUCUGAGUCAGACAAUAUGUAAUAUUUGUGCAUGUUUUCCAAACAAGCCAAACAUAUAAUGGUGGAUUUUAAUAUUGGAGAGCAAACCUGGUAGCUUGCUAUCUGCUUUUCCCCUCGAUUUUGUGGCCUAUAGACAAGCUAGAAGAGUUCCAUGAAGACAUAGUAUCAUGUUCAGAACUUGAUGUAACAGACUUUUUGUUUUUCAAAUAGUGCCCGUAUGUGGUGUGAACAUUUUUGUAUUAUUUUUUUCGACUUUAGUGGCGUCCUGACCAAAUUUAUUCCUUAUUACUGGACUAAGAGUAAUGAUUCCUGGGAUAGCCUUGAUUGUCCCAAUCGUCUCAGUCAUCUGAGAGCAUUUCCAUAUGAUUACUUCAAAAUUUACACUAUUGUUGCAAUUGUCUGGAUGGAACUAAAUUCUAUCAGUCGUCCCAGUUGUCCGGGUCAUUUGGGUUCAUCUGAGUAGUGUUUCCAUAAUUAUGAUCAUCCUGAUCGUCUGAACAGUAUUUGACACAACUGUGAUGAUCAGGACGAUGUGGACAAUCACAUGGAAACCAGGCUUAAGGAAGCAAUCAGGUGUACAAGUUGUAUACCUGAGCUUUGUUAGACAAUAUUGAGGAAAGGGUGUCUUGUACUGUGUUGUUAAAGGAAACAACGUAGCAUUUAAGACCAGGUCUUGUAUAAUAACUGUGAAUUGUCCAUCUGUUUGACAGCUGAUGUUGCACCCAAGUCCUCAUCCGCGGCUGUCACAGAUGAAACCAUUGAGGUCAGUUAAAUACUGCUGUAGUCUAUAUAAUAUUCACUUCUAUUGGUGUGUACAAACUCAUUGAUGCAAUGUAUUUUGAUGUUGUAAUAAUUCUAGGAUGAGUUUGGAGCUAAAGACUACCGUAAGAUAAUUGAGUUGAAAGCUGACCAUUCAUCCAGACCUCUCUGGGUGGUAAGUUAAAAAAGUAGCUGAUGUUAUAACUUCUUUCUCACAAAAAUUACAUUGGCUAUAUGUGAAGUAAGGGUGACUGAUCGAUCAGGGGAAACUCUCUUGAAGAAACCUACAUGUAAUAACAGGUGUGCACAGCUCAACAGAUUUACAAUUCUGAUUUUUUUUUUUCAAGUUUAAAAUCUAGAACUGAUUAUUUAUUUUCGGGACAUUUUCUAUAACAGAUUGUAAUAUUUCAAAUGCAGAAGAGCUUCAGUCUGUUCACACUAUCUAUGGGGAAAAUAUACCAAGAAUUGGGGUAUUAGACUAGAUAACGAUUUUUAAAGUAGAAUUCGUUUGGAAUGUGAUCUAAACUUGCUGCCCUAGGAGCAAGUCCCUGCCCAGAUAUUUACUAGAGCAACAUUCAGCAACUAUUCCUUUCAUGGGAGAUCCAAAUUGUUCACAUAAAAAUACACAGUCAUACUCACAGUGUCUGUUUUGUGCCUAGAGAGCCAUACAUAUUAAUUUUGUAAUGAGUGUUGAUCAGUAUGUAAAGGGGUGACCUUAGUCUAAUGCUGGUAGGGACCUGUAGACCUGUAGGUGUCCAUUACUAAGAGAGAGUUGACUGAAUUUAGAAUUAGUUUUGGACAUCUAUGAUGUAAUACUGCCAUGCCGGGUGACUCAGUGCAGGCGUUCGUGUACUACAAACUGUGCUACAGUAGUAACAGUGCAUUGUUCCAGGAAGUAUCUAUUUCCUACACACCAUCCUUGCCCAACAAGGGAUUCUUUGGCUUGAGUACCCCAUCCUUCCUACUGGCAUAAAUUGCUUUUAAGCUUAAAAUUUUGUUCAUCUGUGCAUUAGUAUUGUUUGAGUUUCUAUUGCUUUUUUUUUUUUUCAGGCUCCUGAUGGACACAUUUUCUUAGAGUCGUUUUCUCCUGUGUACAAACACGCUCAUGACUUUCUUAUUGCUAUUUCUGAGGUUUGUUAUUUUAACUUUUUUUAGUUUUGGUAAAACCAAAAUUACAUUGUCAAAAUAGAUCGUUUUCACUGUCACGCAACAAAAAGAUAAAUUCGAAACUGUCUAGUGGAAGAAGCCAAGAAAAUGAAAUUUAAUAAACGACUACUAUAUAAACAAUUUGUCCAAGUCUCAGGUCUUUGUGGCCCACAGUUUCUGAGUUAUUUGCCAAAACAUUUUGUAGAGCUUUGUACACCGGAAAUCAACAAAAACAUCUGGAGUUCACUUUUUCUAUAAAAGCUCUUUCUUUUCACUCAAGAAAUUGCAUACCUGCACAUAAACAUAUCUUCUAAUACUUAAAAUGGUUAUACUGCUGAAAAUUAAGAGGAGAGUUUUUUUUUCAAUGAGGCAGCAUUCCUGUUAUGGUGUCAUGCACUGUGAAAACUCGGAAGUUCAAAUUGCUGUAUUUUCGAAAUGAAACAUGCUACGGAAAUGGAAACUUGUACAAAGAUUUACUCUUUGUUUAUCUUCUACCUAGAGUAAAUGAGAAUUCGUAAAACCUCACUAUUUUAACUUUACAAUUUGAUGACAUCAUUGUGAAAACCAUCUAUAGCUGUCCAAGGCAAAGUUGCUAGACCUUAUUAGAAAUUUAGUGAUCUUUCUUUCUCCUUUUGCUUGACAGCCUGUUUGUAGACCAGAGCAUAUCCAUGAAUAUAGGUAGGUAUGAGUGUAUAUGAUAUGUGCAAUAGAAAACCCUCCAUAAGUUGAUCAAAUAGCAUUGUGCGUGUAAGUGCAAGUGGUCCAUAUUAGGACUGCUGUUUUGACAGCUUUUGCUGAAGUUGUCAUUACGGAAGAGCGCCUGUAGAUCCGUGUCGCCCGCAAAAUCACUGGUCCCAUGACUAUUUGCGCGCUCACAAAGGAAGCCGACGCAUGUCGUGUCCUUUGAUUCAAGACUCAAGUGUUAGGGUAUUGUUUCCACGAUACAAAGGUAAUUUAACUUAAGAAAAUCUAUAGAUCGAAAAUUCGCACUACUCUCUGUUUUAUAAGGAAAUGCAAACGCUCAACUUGAUAAAUAUUUUGACUUCAUAACAUAUUUUAACGAUUUAGGCCAGCAGAAUGUAUAGAAUUCCAGGAAAACAAUUCAGGAAGCCGAACAGUUUUGAACUGCGCUAGACGUUAUUUUUAUCAGUAUGCAAAUCACCUACCCAAUCACUUACUUUCCAUCGAACUGAAAUAUCCUGACUUUUUUGCUGGAGACAAAAAUAUCGAUUUUGAAUUCCCAAAUGCUUGCCUUUUGGGGCACCCCUUUUUAUUUUGGCUAUCAAGAUUUUAAAAGCUAAGCUUCAGACUUUCCAUUCCAACGUUUUAAUGCGGGAAAGCUAGGAGAAAUGCUCCAACUGAUUUAAGUCACGCAACACGCUUUAAGACCGCAUAACUUGAUCUUUCUGUUAUCUUUUGUUCUUCUAUUGUCUCCAAAACAAUAACGAUGUCUUACCAAUUUCCACCUACGAAUAAUAGGACACAUUUGAUUGACAGAAAAAUUUGCAUUUACUAGCGACGCGUAUCUACAGGCGCGAUUCCGUAAUGUUAUGCAUGUUGCAUAUCAUCCGUUUUUGGUAUUAGGCUCUAGAUAUUAACCUGAUUGAUCAAUUAAGUUGCACUGUUUCUAAUUAUUGGUCAUUUAAAAUAAGCCAUUAUAAUUUAUCAUUGCUUGUCAAGACUCGUUAAGUGGGUGGUGAUUUUGAUGUGUCUGUUGUGAAUGUAAUAGAUGGGUCUCUUUUUUAUUCUUUUACUUUUCCUCACUGUUAAAAAAGUUUUGUUGAUGCAUGUUCUAUUUCAGGCUGACUGCAUACUCUUUGUAUGCUGCUGUUUCUGUUGGUCUCCAGGUAAUAUUUAAGUCAGAAUACAAUCAUGUAUUAAUCAAAACAUUUCUUACUUACUUACUUUUGGAUAAGAACAGCCAAAUAAUAGAUUGCUUAAAAUCAACUUUUUGAGAAACAGAGUACCUUAAUAUAUUUUAAAACAUAUAUAUUUUUGGGAAUGACACUGAAGAGUGAACCUCUUUUUACUGGUAGUUUUAACCAAUGUUUUAAAGAACAUCAGGAUCCAUUAACAUAUCCUGUAAAAUAAUUGUUUUGUUAUACAUGUAUCACAUUAUAGGAGCAUUUUUUUUUUAUUUAGACAGCCAUAUGGUGAUUUCUACCAAAGCUAUCUUAAGAAUGAAUUAUAUCCUUGGCGAGAAGUAUUCUUUGUGUUUUUUUGUUCUUUUGUCCUUUCUGUUCCAGACAAGUGAUAUCAUUGAAUAUCUCAGACGACUCAGCAAAACAACAAUCCCAGAUGGAAUAAUCCAGUUUAUCAAGGUACAAUGUUGCUACUUUAAUUUCAACAUAUAUUUUUGUUUGUGCAGGAAGUUUUAAUUUUUUAUGGAAUUGCCUCUGGUGAACAGAAACUUUGCAGGUUAAAAAGGACCUAGUUAGGUUUGUGUUCGCGAAAGCAUUGAAUGAAUGUAAGUAAGGGCUAUUCCUUUAGUCAAUCAAUGAGAUGUAACUUUCCCUCUUCUUUGCCGUUAGUUUGUAUAAAAAGAUGGUGCUGAUAUACACAUUUCUCCAUGCUUCACUCUAAAAACUCUCUUUGUGAAAUUAAUCUGUUGUUAUCCUUAUUCACUCUCUUUCAUUGUUAACGGAUAAAGAUUGAUCUGGCAUGGCAAGUGCCUUGAGGAAUAAGGGUGGAUCUGGCCUGGGGCAGUCGACUUGAGGAAAAGGGUGGACCUAACAGUAGAAACAGCCUUAAGGAAAAUGUAUGGAUUGGCAUGGGAAGCAGCAUUAAGAAAUAGUACUGGAUCUGGCAAGAGCAACAGCUCUUGCCAGCCCCACUACUAUGCUAUUCCUUGAGGAGUAAUUGUCGAUGUGGCAGAGGUAACAAUCUUAAGGAAAAAGGUAGAUUGGAAGGGGAAGCAGCCUUGAAUAAAACCGGUGGAUCUGGCAGGAGCAGCAGCCUUACUGAAUGAGGGUGGAUCUGGCAGUGGCAGCAGCCUUGAAGGAUAAUGGUCGAUCUGGCAAGAGUAGCAUCUUUACAGAAUAAGGGUGGAUCUGGCAGUGGCAGCAACCUUGAAGAAUAAUGGUUGAUCUGGCAGUGGUAGCAUCCUUGAAGAAUAAUGGUGGAUCUGGCAGUGGCAGCAGCCUUAUAGAAUAAGGGUGGAUCUGGCAGUGGCAGCAGUCUUAUGGAAUAAGGGUGGAUCUGGCAGUGGUAGCAGCCUUGAAGAAUAAUGGUGGAUCUGGCAGGGGCAGCAGCCUUACAGAAUAAGGGUGGAUCUGGCAGUGGCAGCAGCCGUGAAGAAUAAUGGUGGAUCUGGCAGUGGCAGCAUCCUUAUGGAAUAAGGGUGGAUCUGGCAGUGGUAGCAGCAGUCUUAUCUGGAAUUUUUAUGGAAUGGUGAUCUGGCAGUGGUAGCAUAAAGAUAGAUCUGACAAGGGCAAGAAUAAUAAAAGUGAGUGGAUCUGGCAAAGAUGGAUCUGGCAAGACCAGCAGCCUUUGGGAAGAAAAGUAGAUCUGGCCAGUGGAAGCAACCUUGAGGAGUAAGGAUGGAUCUGGCAGGGGACACAACCUUGGGGGAUAAGGGUGGAUCUGGCAGGGGUAACAGUCUUGAGGAGUAAGGGUGGAUCUGGCAGGGGCAGCAGCCGUGAAGAAUAACGGUGGAUCUGGCAGUGGCAGCAUCCUUAUGGAAUAAGGGUGGAUCUGGCAGUGGUAGCAGCCUCGAAGAAUAGUGGUGGAUCUGGCAGUGGUAGCAGCCUUGUUACGAAAUGAGGGUGGAUCUGGCAGUGGCAGCAACCUUUAAGAAUAAAGAUAGAUCUGACAAGGGUAGCAGCCUUGAAGGAUAAAAGUGAGUCUGGCAGGAGAAAGCCUUAAGGAAUAAAGAUGGAUCUGGCAAGACCAGCAGCCUUUGGGAAGAAAAGUAGAUCUGGCCAGUGGAAGCAACCUUGAGGAAUAAGGAUGGAUCUGGCAGGGGACACAACCUUGGGGGAUAAGGGUGGAUCUGGCAUCUGGGGCAGCAGUCGUGAAGAAUAAUGGUGGAUCUGGGUGGCAGUCUUGAUGGAAUAAGGGUGGAUCUGGCAGGGUAGCAGCAAGAAUAGUGGUGGAUCUGGCAGUGGUAAGAAGAAUAAUGGUGGGAUCUGGCAGUGGCAGCAUCCUUGAUAAAAGGAAUAAGGAAUAAAGAUGGAUCUGGAUCUGGCCAGUGGUAGCAACCUAAGGAUGGAUCUGGCAGGGGAAUAACUUUGGGUGGUGGAUCUGGCAGUGGGGGAUAAGCUGGCAGUGGUAGCAGCCUUGAAGAAUAGUUGUGGAUCUGGCAGGGGCAGCAUCCUUAUGGAAUAAGGGUGGAUCUGGCAGUGGUAGCAGCCUCGAAGAAUAGUGGUGGAUCUGGCAGUGGUAGCAGCCUUGAAGAAUAGUUGUGGAUCUGGCAGGGGCAGCAUCCUUACGGAGUGAGGGUGGAUCUGGCAGUGGCAGCAGCCUUUAAGAAUAAAGGUAGAUCUGGCAAGGGCAGCAGCCUUGAAGGAUAAAAGUGAGUCUGGCAGGAGAAAGCCUUAAGGAAUAAAGAUGGAUCUGGCAAGACCAGCAGCCUUUGGGAAGAAAAGUAGAUCUGGCCAGUGGAAGCAACCUUGAGGAAUAAGGAUGGAUCUGGCAGGGGACACAACCUUGGGGGAUAAGGGUGGAUCUGACAGGGGUAACAGUCUUGAGGAGUAAGGGUGGAUCUGGCCGGUGUUACAGCCAUAGGAAAUAAGGCUGGAUCUGGCAGGGGUAACAGCCAUUAUAAAUAAGGGUGGAUCUGGCCAGGGUUACAGCCAUAGGACAUAAGGGUGGAUCUGGCAGGGGUAACAGCAAUUAGAGAUAAGGGUGGAUCUGGCUGGUGUAACGGCCAUAGGAAAUAAGGGUGGAUCUGGCAGGGGUAACAGCCAUUAGAAAUAUGGGUGGAUCUGGCAGGGGUAACAGCCAUAGCAAAUAAAGGUUGAUCUGGCAGGGGUGGCAGCCAUAGCAAAUAAAGGUCGAUCUGGCAGGGGUGACAGCCAUAAGAAAUGAGGGUGGAUCUGGCAGGGGUAGCAGCCAUAAGAAAUAAGGGUGGAUGUGGCAGGGGUAACAGCCAUAGGAGAUGAGGGUGGAUCUGGCAGGGGUAACAGCCAUACGAAAUAAAGGUGGAUCUGGCAGGGAUAACAGACAUAAGAAAUAAGGGUGGAUCUGGCAGGGGUAACAGCCAUAACAAAUAAGCGUGGAUCUGGCAGGGGCAACAGCCUUGAGGAAUAAGGGUGGAGCUGGAAAGGUGCAACAUCCUGGAGGAAUGAGAGUGAAUCUGUCAGAGGCAGUCACCUUUUGGAUGGAUCUUGCAGGGGUGGCAUCCUGACCAAAACCACUGCCUGAGGCUCCUGGCUCUGCUGAGUCCUGCUCAGCGCCAUAUACUGUAAAAAGAAAAUAUAUACAAUUUGUACAUAAAUGACUGUUAUUUUUUAAAGGGUUCUUUGGAAAAGUUAAUGUGGAAAGCAAUCCAUCUUAGUGUGAUCUUUUACUCACACUUCAGCGAAAUUACACACAUAAACAUUAUCAGGUUAUAGUGUGAAUGCAGCAAUUUUUCAUUAUUUUACAGUUUUUAACAAGUUAUAUUUUUUUGCAAACUUUUCUUAAGUUUCUGACUUUGCUUUUUAGAUUUGUACAUUGAGUUAUGGCAAAGUCAAACUUGUGUUGAAGCACAACAGAUACUUUGUAGAAAGCAGUUAUCCGGUGAGUUGCCUCCCAGCUCUGAGGAGUACUUUUGACUUUUAAAAUGACCUUAUUUAGCAUCCUGUAUAGCUUCAACCAAAAAGACCGCAUUUAUUGUAAUUAUUAUUAAUUUUUAUGGCCAAAAAUACUUUGAAAUUGAGCACAGUCCAAAUUCUUGAUUAAGUAGUACAUAAGUAUGUGAUGAUCAGUUGCCAAUUUUUAUAGGAGAUGGAUGGCAUGUUAAACCAUGGUUAAACGAAGUGGCUGAAAUGCAUCUGGCUUGAUUGUAUUUAUUUUCAGCUCAAAUCUGUUACAGUACAUUUAAACUUUUAAUCUUUUUUUGCUAAUAGGAAGUACUUCAGCACCUUCUUAGAGACGAAGAAAUUGAGCAAUGUCGGAAACGAACAGAUGAUGACAUUGAACUUGGUUUGGGAGAGGAUCAGCUUGUGAAGUCCACUGUGGGUGGAAAGUCAUCACUGAAGGUGGAGGGAGAAUGUUACAAACUGUGGCUGAACAUAGUUCUGUCAAAAAUAUAUACUUACGUUACAUUUAUUGAAGCUCCCUGACAGGAUGCUUGAGUAACAAUUUAAGUUUAUACAGUAAUCAUUAUAAAAGGUUUAUUUCAUAACUGAUAAACUCACUAAAACAAGCAGGUUUACAAUCCUUUACAACCAGACCAAUUUUAAUAGUUUUUCUUCUAUUUUUUAAAUAGUUAAACAAACCUUCAGAACCCAAUGGAAAUUCUUCUCAAGCAAUGGAGCAGGUAUUUAAAACUACAAAAAUAAUGGGAUUUUUUACAGUUAGCUAUCAAAAGAGCUGGAAGAGUUUAGAAAUUCUGGGAACUGAGUUUUGAGGAACAAUAACUGCACUUUCACUUCAGGAUGCACCCCUGGCAGUGGAGUUGGAGAAUUUUGAGUAAUCAACCAAAAUGUGUUCUGUUCAAAAAUGCUAGGUGUUACAACUAAGAAAUAAGUAGCCAUGAUUAAGGCAAAGAAAGUAUAAAGGAACAAAUUUUAUGGCAGUACGUGCAUACAGCACCAGUUAGAAACCUGUUCAUUGUUGUAUCUGUAAGUACUAUGCUUCCAUCAAUUCACCAUGCUUUAAAGUUUUUUAGUACAUUUCUAAUAUUCAAGUGAGACUAUUGAUAUUGUUGAAUUUGCACAGGAUCAGCCAGCUGUGGAAGGUACAAGUAUUCCAACAGACAUCUCUGAUUACAUUGAAAGGAUUGAUCAGGAUGAGGAUGAGGAAGAGGUUUGAGCUUUAAUGUUAUAAUUAUUAUAAUUACAAUAAUGAGAUUGCUUGUAGUAGUUGUUGUUUUUUUAAUUUAUCUUUGUGUAUCUGUCAGCAAGUUGUAUUGGUAUUCUUAUUACAGACCUGCUUUUAUCUUUACUAUACUGUACAACUUAAACACAGAUCUCUGACCCAGAAAACGGGAAAUUCCCAUUUUGAUUUAUGAGCAUUUUGAGCUACAGAAUCUGCUGUUUAGUGAUAUGUCAAUUUGUCAGAUAAAUUUAUAUUUUUAUAUUAGUGAAAUGAGUUACGACAAUGACAACAUACUCUCAACAAGGUUUCAUCAUUUUGAUGGUUUCAUCAAAGGACCUAGAAGUUAGAUCUGCAAAUGACUUCAUUAAGGGGUUAUUGUAUAAUGAGACUUAUAUAAAAUGCAUUGGUUUUGUUCAAACUUGUUUUCAGAGCCAGACAUACUCAUUUGAGGUUGCACAGGAGCACAUUGAAACAUUACAAAGAAAGUAAGUUCUGCUAAUUUGCUGCAGCCCUCCUCCAAACGGGCCUUAGAUAGAGACACACACAAGCAAUUUUUGUUGAGUUUCUAUUCAAUGUUUUUAUUUUAUCUUUUUGUGAUCUCGCCCAUCUGGACACCUUCAUGAUCGUCCCAUCUCUGAUCAUCUCCUACUGCACAAGUAGGUACCUACCCACCUCCUUCACCCCACCCCCCACUCCCCUCACCUAAUCACUAAAACACUAAUUUUUUAUGAAAGACUUGCACAUCCAGUUAAUCAAACUAUACACCAAAUGUAUUAUUUUUGUGACUUGUCCUAAGCAAUUUUAGAAAUUUACAUGUUGAUUUUCUCAUCACAGGUGUAUUGAACUGGAUUAUCCAUUGUUAGCUGAAUAUGAUUUCAAAAAUGACUCAGUAAAUCCUGACUUAAAGUAAGUUACUCAAUGCCGUUGUUACGUUGUUAAAUGCUUCAGCCCUUUAUAAUAAAAUGUUUCUCAGUCAGUGAAGUGGACAGGGUAAAGUAGUAACCCGUACGUAGUUUCAUAUCAUGCAGUAUGAUUUGUUGUUUUAAUGAACAUAACUCUAAGCAUUUCUUCCUUAGUAUUGACUUGAAGCCAACGACAGUAUUAAGACCAUAUCAGGUACCUCAUGUUCAAAUGAAUGUCUUAGAUCUCAGAUCUGAAACUAAGGUUUAAAAAAUUUGUUACAGUUGUUAAGACAAUGAAGCAUUUCUUUCACAGUUGGAACAAUCUUUGUUUGAUCCUAACUGUAUCUUUCAAUCAAUCAAUCAAUCAAUCAAUCCACUUUAUUUAAACACGGUAAAUGGCUCAGCAAGCUGAGAUCUUUAAAAGAAUACCUCUAGCUAAAAAUGGGCGCUUUAAAGUUCACUUUUUCACAGAUGGUAGCUUUAAGAAACUUUUUAGAUCUUGGCCUUUUUGCAAGUAGUGUUCAUCCAAAAUCAUUUUCAUCAGGCAUGGAGAGGGAAAAAAUUUAUUGGUUUUUAUUCUACUCUCUCUAGGAAAAGAGUCUUCGGAAGAUGUUUGGAAAUGGAAGAGCGAGAUCUGGCGUGAUUGUACUUCCUUGUGGUGAGCUUUUCAUUAUUCUGAUGACUUCUACCUUGAGUGGUGUGCGAAAGGAAUUCUUCCAAUUUUUUUAAACCUACUGUAUUUUAGUUAGUUUAUUUUCUGGUUCGACAGUGUCUUCAGAUAACUUUCGCUUGAAAAAUAGUGCUAAGUUCUGCAAUCAAAUCGUUUUUAGUGUCACAGUUUACUGGUCACCGUUUAGCAAAACUUUAUUUGCUGGUCAGUGGUGCUGAAAAGUUCUUUUUCUACAUUGUUGGUUUUGAAAUGUUGUUCGCUAUCAGGAGAAACGUUUUCUCAGGUUCUGGUGUUUUUUUCUGGAUAUGAACGUAUCGUUUUAUUGCAUCUCAUAUCACAGGUGCGGGUAAGACCCUGGUUGGUGUGACUGCGGCUUGUACAGUGAGGAAAAGAUGUUUAGUACUGUGUACUUCAGGUAAGCCGCUCCUUGUAACUCCCUGGAAUAAUUGUGGAAGUGUAGAUCUCUAGAGGUUCCAUUUUCACCCUUCAACUUAUAAUAGCCAUUACUACGAUUUAUUUUCUUGAAGGUGUUGCAGUGGAACAGUGGAGGAGUCAGGUAUUGUUCUGUCGUGUAAAUAUUUCCUGUUCCAGUUAUUAAUGUUCACACGAUGUUAACUUUUCUUUUAUUUUCAGUUCAAAAUGUGGUCCACAAUUGAUGAUCGCACAAUCUGUCGUUUUACCUCUGAUGCCAAAGACAAACCUGUUAGUGAGUAUUGGGUGGGUGGGUGGAAGGGUAGGUGAUGAUUAAGAUGCUGUAUUGAAGAGUUGAGUGGAGUGGGGUGAGGAAGGAUGGGGAUAACAGAAACUGUCAGGGGGUAUUAGAUGUGUGAGUGGGGUGUGUAGGUGAUGAUAAAGAUGCUGCAUUGAAGAGUUGGGUGGAGUGGAGAUGUUUUUAUAACAGGUGUGAGUGGGGUGGGUAGGUGAUGAUAAAGAUGCUGCAUUGAAGAGUUGGGUGGGGUGGGGAUGGGUAUAACAGGUGUGAGUAGGGUGGUUAGCUGAUGAUAAAGAUGCUGUAUUGAGGACUUGGGUGGGGUGGGAUGGGCAGAAAGCGUAUCUGUGAGUAUUGAAGAUCAAGCUGGGAUGUGAAAACAAAGUGUAUUGAAGGGUCGCAGUGGUUUAAAGUUUGCUAUCUAUUGAUCUUGCAAUUUUAUCCUGAGUGGAAAGAAAUAACCCAUACUGCCUGUAAAGCUUACAACCAGUGGCUGUGAUCAAUACACAUCACACCUCUUGCAUUGUUUACUUUGAUGCUUACAUAAGCACUUCACUGGUCCUAUUUUACUGUCAACAGAUUGUAAUAUAGCUAUUUCAACUUAUUCUAUGGUGUCAUUCACUGGCAAGCGAUCUUGGGAAGCUGGAGAGGUUAGUGUCAUGACAUCUACCUCUAAGUUUGAUUUCGUUUAACUCCAUUGUCAAGCGUUUCAGCUUAUGAAUCCAAAAAUGCAGUCAUAGUCAUUUUGAAACUUUAUCUGUUUUUAAGGUGAUGAACUUUUUACAGACUCAGGAAUGGGGUCUGAUGAUAUUAGAUGGUAAGCCGUCUAAAGAUUUAGUUUUCGUCAUAAAAAAAUAUGUGUGCUCCAUAUUUAUGACGCAUCUUUCGUUUUUCUUUAUUUAGAGGUUCAUACGAUCCCAGCCAAACAGUUUAGAAGAGUGUUAACAGGUACUGAGUUAUGACUGAUUAACAACCUUUUGUUGAUAUCAUUACUGUCAUAAAGAUUUUUAACAGUUACUUCCAUUUGCGAAAAACUGUAGUGGGCUUCCCUUUUCUGAAAAACCGUUGAAAUCUCAGUUGUGCUGCAACUAAACAAUCUAAGUUUUUUGUAUUGCGCUUUUAAAAAAACUUUGAUGCAUGUGGCGCAAAAAAUAAAUUGAAGAAACAUCAGAAUGUGCAGAGGAAACUUCUAAAUCGAAUUGAGCUGACUUUGAAAUACCUUAAACAACGCUCCUUUAUAACAAUUAUUGAAGAUUUUAUUGUGAAUUAAUUUUAUGUUGACGUGAUUCUUGACUGGAAACCUGAUUUCAAUCGCUGUUGUCGCAACUAAUCAGCAACUACCAUGCUUUCCAUAUACAGUGUAACUGAAUAUUGAUUUGUGAAAAUGUGAAGCAAGGUAGUUAUACUUCGUGUUUCUCUUUGUUUGACUAGUUGUUCAAGCACAUUGCAAACUGGGACUCACAGCAACUCUGGUACGAGAGGAUGAUAAGAUUCAGGUGUGUAUGGACCUGCUGAUCAGCCUUGAAAGAUAGAUUUGAUUGUUUCGUUCUUAUCAGCUCUGGUAAAAAUGUAAAAAUGGACUGUUUUGCAUCCAGAAAAAUGCUACACAAACUAGAUGUAUUUAAUAGUGUUCAUAUGGCUUAACCAUUAGGCUUGAAAAAAAUGGCUGUGUGUCGGUGCAAAUAACUAUGUUCCUCAAUUUUACAGGAUCUAAAUUUCCUUAUUGGCCCUAAGCUUUACGAAGCUAACUGGAUGGAACUACAAAACAAUGGAUUUAUCGCACGAGUCCAGUGUGCAGAGGUAUGAUAUCAAUAUUGACUUUUCCUUGCAGUUUUCAAUUAAACGAUUUCAUACAUCCUUUUGUCAUAACUUGUGUUCUAUUUCUAGGUGUGGUGUCCAAUGACACCUGAGUUUUAUAGAGAAUAUCUGAACAUCAGAACAAGGAAGAGAAAGGUAUUAAAAAACCCAACAACAUGAUAAACUUCUUAUCAUUUCAGCUAUUUCUUAGACGAUGUAGUGUAAAUUUCAAGAAACACUAUUUAUUAGCUCUCCUGAUUGAUACGUAGGACUUGGCCAUCAUUUACCUUCGCUUAUAUGAUCUGUCCACUUAACUAAAGAGAUUCAUCUUCGCUUUUCAUAUUAUGUUUCAUUCCAGUCACCACAUUCUGGAAUGCCUGGAAUGUUUUCAAAAUAAUGGCUUAUGGCUUCGCCCAAAAGGGUUACCUUUUUCAGGCUUCAGGUGUAUGAAAGGGUAGGGAUUUUAGUAGUUGAAGUGUAUGAAAGGGUCGGGAAAUCUGUCAUUUGGAUCUGUAAAAAGGCUCAAAAGGACUAACGGACACAUUUUAUGAAUGCGAAAGAGACGAGAAAACUUCCUGGUUUACUAACGGUUGUUGUCUUGACCAUUUUGCAGUUAUCUCGGUGUGUUAGCUUCUAGAUAUCAGUUUACGCAGCCAGUCUUAAUUGACUCAGCAGAGGAAUAAUUUAUAGUACUUGAGUUUAAAUUCAUCUUUUCUUUUGUCGUUUUAGUUAUUGUAUGUUAUGAACCCAAACAAGUUUCGGUCUUGUGAGGUGAGUACAAAGCAGCUGUCAGCUGCUUAAUACUGUAUUAUGAAAGUGAAUAUAUGAGGAACGUUUCAUAAAUUUUAAAUACAGGAAAAAGAUUUAACAUACUAUGACCUGGUACAAAGCUGUUUUUCUCCUUAACUUUACUCCAUGUGCUCAUCAUAUUAUUUUUUCCUCCGCAGUUUUUGAUUCGUUACCAUGAAAGGUAAGAAACUGAAAGCAAGGGCUUAUAAUCCAAUGUGUUAUAAAAUCUUCAACCUAAGAAAGUUUGUCUCUUUAGACCUGCAAAUCUUGUUAUAUAUUUUCCUUUCUUCAGACGGAAUGACAAAGUCAUUGUGUUCUCGGACAACGUGUUUGCUCUCAAAAAAUACGCUGAAAAAUUAAAGAAGUAAGUUAUGUGAUUCAUAUCUGUAAUUUCCAAAUGUCUUAUCGAGGCUUUAAUGUAUUGACUGAUAUCUCUGCUUUUAGACCUUUUAUUUACGGGCCAACUUCUCAAGGUGAACGAAUGCAGAUUUUGCAAAACUUUCAACACAAUCCUGUUGUCAACACCAUAUUCAUCUCCAAGGUAAGACUCUCUGUGUUGUAUUAGGCCCUGUCCACAUCAAUGCGUUUUCAAAAGUAUGCUUUUUCGUUUUCAUGGAAAACGUAUCGAUCGAUUCGCUUCCAUACUACCGUUUCGAUGCGUUUUCAAUUGUCUGCACAAAAACUUUCGAAAACGUGACGUAAGCUGCAUCCUCAGAGACCCAGGGGCAGUCAGUCGGGUCAGGAGAAAAGGCGAGACGAAAGUUUAAAACUACGGGCCCCUGGGUACCGACUCUCACCGAACUAUUUCCAAAAAUUCAAGCUGAUGCCGGCUCCUGAUUGGGCACAAAAAAUUCUUUGUAUUAUUGUGCCCAAUCGGCGAACGGUUUCUCCUGAGUUCCUUUCGUGAGUUCGUACACGACGGCUACUGUCUCGAUCACGCCUUGUCUGGCUAAUGCACCAGAGAAAUGCACACAGUCAGGAAACUUUCAGUUUGAUAUAAAAUCCCCGUCUGCAGGGUUGUCAAAACGAUUUUAAGGAGCAGGAGAAUAAGAGAAUGUAGCCGGCAUGUGUCUCCCGGCGGGGCUGGUAGGGGAAGACAUAUCGCUACUGAUAUAAACACUUCAAUCCAGGUUACUAGCAGCUGUCAAACAUUAUAGCAUCGAUACUGCGUCUGAAUUACUAAGUGAAACUUUGGUAGAAGCAUGCAAAGAAGCCGGAUGAAAAGCGAGAGGCAGCAAAAUUAAAUGCAAACCACAAAACAAAUGGUUCGAUCAGGUCGAGGAACACAUAUCACUAGGGCUACGUGUAUCCCAGGCAGGAGAACACAUAUCACUGGGAAUGUGUUUCCCAGGUUGGGGAACACAUAUCACCAGGGAUAUGUGUUUUCCACUUAAAAUCGUUUGGACAACCCUGCAGACGGGGAUUUUAUAUCAAACUGAAAGUUUCCUGACUGUGUGCAUUUCUCUGGUGCAUUAGCCAGACAAGGCGUGAUCGAGACAGUAGCCGUGGUGUACGAACUCGCGAAAAGAACUCAGGAGAAAGUGUUCGCCGAUUGGGCACAAUAAUACAAAGCAUUUUUUGUGCCCAAUCAGGAGCCGGCAUCCGCUUGAAUUUUUGGAAAUAGUUCGGUGAGAGUCGGUACCCAGGGGCUCUUUUGCCCGUACUUGAAAACUUUCGUCUCGCCUUUUCUCCCGACCCGACUGACUGUCCUUGGGUCUCCGAGGAUGCGUUUUCGACCGCCCACAUUAAUACGAUAUGUAUGCUUUUUACCUACUUUCAAGAGCGGUUUCAAAUCAUUUACGAUGAAAAGGUUCAUCCUAUUAAUGUGGACGGAAGGCCUAAAAGCGUGGAAAUGUAAAACGAAUUCUUGUGGACGGCGCCUUAGAAAUGUCAUGGAUAAGCUAGCCCACACCUUACGGCAUAUCAUUUAUUUUUGUUUAAUUUCCAGGUUGGGGAUAAUUCUUUUGAUCUCCCUGAAGCAAAUGUCCUGAUUCAGGUAAAAUGUACACAGUUAAUUAUGUCAAUUGAGUUUGAAUUCAGACAGUAAAGGAUUUUCAUCUCUAUUUGCUUUUUGGUCAGAUUUCUUCACACGGUGGCUCCAGAAGACAGGUUAGUGUGGUUACUUAUUCCUCACUGAGUUACUUUCUCCUUAAUGUCCAGAGUUAAGAGGUGGUUUAUCAUAUCUUGAGUUCUCCUCUUUGUUAACAAAUUAAGCAUGUAGACAUUUCCUGUAAUUUGCAUUUUAUAGUGGUCUGUGUUUUUUGUGGCAUAAUUAAAUGCUUUUAUUUCUUCUCUUCUCAAACGAGGAAACCGUUACUUGUACAGGUGCAGUUAAAUAUUUAUAAUUUUUCAGCUCUGCUCUUUCUGUUGUUUUUAUUAGUCUCGCUUGCGUAAGCAGCGAGACCCAUAAUCUGCAACGCGUUUUUCUUCGCAUUUAGGACACAAAAGGGGGAUCAUUGUGCCAGGCGUUCCUUGUGGAGACCGUGGAAACUGGGAGUAGGAAUCGUUGCAUGAUCGAGGCCGCGCAUGUUUUGCGAAUUAAAUUUAGAGCUUUUCCGAAACGUGUCGGUCCACGAAUUCAAAGCGUUGAUUACUUUGGAACAAGUGAACACUAAUGAGUGGUCGAAAAAAAAUAAGAAUCUUGAUUAGCAAAGCUGCGAUGGUCAUUGUAUGCAAAAAGUUCUUUUGAUGAGCAUGCGGUUUAUUUUCAGCGAUGAUUGAAAUGACGUGCCAUGUAAAUCACUUCUUUGAUCUCUGGCAAUGAUAAUCGAGGCCCUUGAAUUUUCGUGUAUUUAUACACGCGUUUAGCCUGCGACCUCAGACGUAUUUCUGGUCGUCGCUAACACGCAUACUAAAUCAACUCAGAAACAAAUAAAAAAAAUCGACGAUAAACUAGGAAGUGAAAAACCUUUAGAGAGUAAAUCUUGUUUCGUGUAGAAUUAAUCGCCCUCUUAUUUCUCGAUCCAAUCUCAAAGCAAGCGAGACUGGACGUCGCUAUAAGAGAGUUCUUGUCUCUAUUUUUAUUAUUUUUAGUAGUAUUCAUUCCUUUAUUUAUUUACUUUAUUUAUUUGCUUUCUUAGGAAGCACAGCGUCUAGGAAGAAUCCUCCGAGCGAAGAAAGGUAGCUUUAUUUUUCAAUUUGGUCAUAACUUUAACCUCGACAAAAAGAAACAGAAGGAAAAUAUUUAUCUUACUUCAGGUCACACCUUCCAUGACUCCUACAAACGGUAAACGUUACUUAUGCUUUAUAUUUUGUAGAUAUGGCUGCCGAGGAAUAUAACGCAUUCUUUUAUACGCUAGUCUCCACGGUAAGCAGAACAACUAAAGGCCUGAUCUAUUAGCAUCUCACAUAAAUUCAUAGGCUUUGAUCCUUGCCUGCUGUCUGCAUUCUUUUGAGCAGAAUCUAUUAGCUUUGUCUUUUUAGCUGAGAACAUCGCAAGUCGUCUUCUCCUAACUACUUAGCCGGACUACGUCAGAUAAUAUUCGAGCAAAACAUACUUAACAUUCAGUAUCUGGGGUACUGUUCUUGCAGGAAGAGCUGCCCUUAAACGUUACACUAAAUGUAAACUUACAAAUCCUUCAGCCUGUCUAGAUAUUUUUCUUAUACCCCGGUUACACAAGUCAAGGACCAUUUGAUCCUGUAAAUAAGAAAUCUUAAUUGACAAGUUUAUUCCGGGGCCUUGUCAAGGAAACUCAUACAAACUGAAUGGGACUUUGAUUGUCAUGAUCGUCCUUUUCUGUUGCUUUCAAUCAAGUAAUAGCGUACGUUCUCGCUUUUCUGCCCAGCUAUUUCUUAGUAUGUGGUACCAUGUUUUUCUACCUACAGGAUACUGAUGAAAUGUACUACUCUUCAAAACGACAAAGGUUUCUGGUGAAUCAAGGAUACAGUUUCAAGGUGCGCUGAUCUGCGUUACAGUUCUAAGGUGCAAUCGUUUGUAAUUGUUCUGUUCCGUGAGUAACUGUUCUUGUUUGUGUCUAUUUUGAAGGUCAUUACAAGACUGGCUGGUAUGGAGGAGGUAAUAUUUUCCUUUCACUUAGAAAUUGCUCUUGCACACUCCUUUGCGUGUCUAUAUAUGGCCUGUGAUGGGUUUAAAUAAAACGUUAACAAGACUAAAUUUGUAAAUCAAGCGUGAAUUAGUGAAGGUCUGUUUGUUGGAACGUAAGGUAUAUUAUUAUUGCAUGAGAAAAUGUAAUUAUACUUCUUUUCCAAUCCGACGACAAGAUUUCACUGACAAGACUUUGCGUAAGAGUACUCUUUUUAAUCCAAACAAAUGUUCAUAGCAUUUCUUAAAUUUGCUACUUUGGCGAAGGAACAAAUUCAUAGGAUAACAAUGAGGCUGCAUUGGGAUACAUGUACAACGUUCAUGUUUAAUGAUGUCCACUUAUCAAUUGAUCAAACACUCCAUUCUUAAGCUAAAAGAUCAGUUGGUAACAGCUAACAUUUGAGCAUUCAUAUUGUCAAACAGGAGAAUUUAGAACUGGGAGACAAGAGAAAGCAACAAGAGCUACUUCAGCAGGUGUGUAUACUGUUUAAUUUGCAAAAUCCGUUAGAAAUGACCUCCUCUAUCCUCUCAAAAAUAGUUUUAUGCUUAAUCCAGCUGAAGGUACGGUCUCGGGGAAUAUUUUGUUUGUAGUCUGACUAUUCGCAGCCUUCUGGUGACAUCAUCUAGUGAGUGUACUCCUGAAUAUGACUGUUGAUGACAGUGUGUUUGUUUACACUCAAUCUUGUGACAUAUCUUGUAACGCUUUGCUGUGCAGGUCCUUGCUGCUAGUGAUGCAGAUGCUGAUGAAGAAAGAGUCGCAUCUGAUUCAAUCAGCCGCAGCAGUUCAUCGGUGAGUGCUUUUUAUGAUGAGCGAGGGGAGCUGUGGGCCACGAGUGAGUGGAGGUAUAUUCAAGCCAGACGGGUGGCAAGAGAGAAGUAUGAUCGGAGUGCGGAGAACUAUACAAUUGCCAUCGUCAGAGUUUUAUUAUCCGGAAAUGCGUGGUAACAAUUUAUGUCAUUAGUAUGAUGGGGCUGGGGAGUUUUAUACUUUAGGUAUGGGAUUUGCUCACUGUUAUAGGUUCGUGCUGUGAUCUGGGAGGGGAGGGUGGGUGUACAAUCCCGUUGGAGGGGAUACAGGUGUGUCACAUCGGAGUCAGAGAUCAGAGAGCAUGGUUAUGAUUUGACAGUCCUAAGAUGUCAGUUAAUUGUGUUUGUAUUAUAUUUAUUUUGUAAAGCUAAAUGUGGCAAACACUUUAAUUAAGUUAGUCAAUCAUUUACUUUUCCAUUUGUGACCCAGUGACAGAGUACUUCUCCUUUACAAUGAGAUAUGAUCUCCUCGUGGUUUUUAUUUUAGAGCUCUUUGGUGUCUCGUCGACAAGGUUCUAUGGCGUCCAUGUCGGGAGCAGAUGACAUGAUAUACCUUGAGUACAAAAGCGGCGCUAAACAAACCAAGAACCGCCAUCCACUUUUUAAACAGUUCAGGAAGAAAUGAGUGUACACGUCAGAUAUCUCCAUCCCUAACGCGUUAAAAUGACGGAAAAGAAGAACACAUCCAAGUUGAGGAACCAUUUCUCUUAGAGCGCAAUUAAUAUUUCAAGCCUUAGAAAGUGGUUAUUUACUGAAGAAAAGCGGAAAAAGUGUUACUAUUUGUUCUCAUCGGUCUAGAAUCUUGUUCCAAGCUGAACCCAAAGUGUCUCAGCAAAUCAAAUUAAAGAUUAUUUAUGACUUUUCUGUUGAUGCUUUGUUGUUGUGAUAAAACUUCUUCAAAUUAGGUUUAAAUAGUUUGCUGUGACAGAUGACGUCAAUUUAUUUUUUAUGGAGGAUUCUCGCCAAGUAACACUCGGGACUUUUCAGCCAUAAAAGAGAAAAUAAUAAU
Porites lobata is the source of this 25159-nucleotide messenger RNA. Lineage: Eukaryota; Metazoa; Cnidaria; Anthozoa; Scleractinia; Poritidae. The record is from the annotation of a GenBank genome assembly.